Messenger RNA from Emericellopsis atlantica, 1087 nucleotides. Its product is annotated as ribosomal protein L10-domain-containing protein. Bases 179 to 910 code for a protein of 243 amino acids. Gene Ontology annotation, molecular function: RNA binding. Gene Ontology annotation, cellular component: preribosome, large subunit precursor; nucleolus. The record is from RefSeq and is a predicted model, not a curated record. Gene Ontology annotation, biological process: nuclear-transcribed mRNA catabolic process; ribosomal large subunit biogenesis; rRNA processing. The transcript has 2 exons. NCBI's taxonomy places the organism in Eukaryota, Fungi, Ascomycota, Sordariomycetes, Hypocreales, Bionectriaceae.
AAACUUUUUUCUACUAUCUUAUCGCUGCCAGUCCCUGCGUGCGAUAUUCUGGUUCACGAACCUCCAACCCCCACAAGCCACCAUUUGCUCAUACAUAGACUAUUGUGGCCUUGUUUGCAUGCCCAACUGCGAGACACAAGUUUGAUACGCGACAGAUUCAAAUCACACCACCGCCGCAAUGCCUAAAUCCAAGCGCGCCAAGGUCGUCCACAUGACCCAGGUCGCAAAGAAGACCCGCGACGACAAAGACCAGCUCUUCACCAACAUUCGCGAAGCCGUCCCCGAGUAUCAGCAUGUCAUCGUCUUUGAGGUGGACAACAUGCGCAACAACCAUCUCAAGGUUGUUCGACAGGAGCUAUCCGACUGUCGAUUGUUCUUUGGCAAGACGAAGCUCAUGGCAAAGGCGCUGGGUCAGAACCCUGCCGAAGCCAUUGCCCCUGGCAUUGAGGGCCUCACCAAAUACCUGGCUGGAACUGUUGGGCUGAUCCUUACGAACCGCCCUGUCGAAGCAAUCCUCGCGUACCUCGACAACUUCCACCCGGUGGACUUUGCGCGGGCUGGUGUCCCCGCCACACGAGAGUUCACCAUUCCCGCUGGUGUUGUCUACUCCACUGCGGGAGAGAUUCCCGCGGAGUACGAUGUACCAAUGGAGCACACCAUUGAGCCUGAGCUGCGCAGGCUCGGCGUCCCCACGAGGAUGGUCAAGGGCAAGGUCGUUCUUGGCGAGGAGAGCGGCGAGGGUGAGGGUUAUCUGGUAUGCAAAGAAGGCCAGGUCUUGGACUCGAGGCAGACUAGGCUACUCAAGCUGUUCUCGGUCUGCCUCAGUGAGUUCAAGGUCAAUGUGUUAGCACACUGGAGCUCAGCGUCAGGCGAGGUCACCGAGGUCAGCCAAAGCGCAAUGGAAGAAUAGAAAGGCACACAGAUGGCAUUGCUCGCAUUGGUAAGGCUGUUGUCAUUUGGUAGGCUCUAUACCAGCGGUACUCUGGGUUUCGGCGUUGGGGAUCAAAAGAAAUGGGCUCCUUGGAAUGAUACAAAGGGGUCAAACAUGAUUUUGCGUUGAUCAAUGAACGAUACUUGCUUACUGUCC